AUGGCGGCGCCGUCGUCUCGGGAUCCGGCGGCUCUGAUGGACGAGCUCGUCGAGGAGUGCCUCCUCCGCCUCCCACCGGAGGACCACGCGGACCUCGCCCGCGCCGCCCUCGUCAGCAAGCAAUGGCACCGCGUCGUCACCGGCGCCAUCUUCCGCCGUAGGUACAUCGAGUUCCACCGCUCGGCACCGCUGCUGGGCUACAUGCUCAACCAAGACAACAAUUCCAUCCGCUUCGUCCCUACGUCGUCGUUUCGCCCGCCCCAGGUUGACCGCCGCGAUGUGCGAGCCAUCCACUCAAGGCAUGGCCGCGUCCUCCUGCUUUCUGCCCGGGAGCGGGAGGGUGACGGUCUCCGCCUCUUGGUGUGGGAUCCCACAAAGGACAAGCAGUGGGAACUGCCCGUGCUGCAGCCAGGCGCGCGGAUAGCUAACUGGGACGCCGCCUUGGCCUGCGCCGUGGGCAACGGCUGCAGCCAUCUGGACUGCCACUUCAAGGUCAUCUUUGUGGGAAGAUCUGGAGGGCGGAGGUUCUCUUGUUUCUACUCAUCGGAGGCUGAUAGCUGGAGUGACCCAAUCUUUGUUUCGGAGAAAGGAGGAUAUGUUGCCUAUGGUAUGUACAAGAGUGUCCUCGUUGGGAAUGCCUUCUACUUCAAAAUCGGAGGCAGCGAUGGAAUCUUUAAGCUCGACCUGCAGACACAUCAAAUAUGUAGGAUUAGCCGAGUGUCCCCGCCCAGUCUGCUAAUUGCCACAGAGGAUGGCAGCAUGCUAGGAGUUGCCAAGAUAAUAAUCAACUCAACACUUUGCGUGUGGCUAAGGGAGCAAGGAAGAUGGGUAGAAAGCAGACUCAUUCAGCUUCGUGCUCUACUCCCAGAUGAUGCCCUGUGUGAUCCGCUACUCCCACCUCAAACCAACAUUGACAAACCUUCGGUGGUUGCCUUUUCAGAGACUGGAGCUGGUGUCAUUUUCUUAAGGACAUGUGUUGGGUAUUUCACUAUUGAUCUGAACUCAGGGAGGAGCAAGAAGGUAGGGAAUGCCGUCUUAGGCUCGGGUCACAUUGUUCCCUACGUGAGCUUCUGCACCCCAGCACCGGGAACAGUCUCCACAGAUGUGGGACCAGGAGCUAGUGGUGUUGUCUCUACAGAUGAUGAACCUGGAGCUGGUGUUGUGGUCUCUAGAGAUGAGGGGCUAGGAGAUGUUGUUGUCUCUACAGAUGAGGGGCCAGGAGAUGUUUUGGUCUCUACAGAUGAGGGACCAGGGCCUAGCAUGUUAAGUGCAUAA
Molecule: messenger RNA, 1275 nt
Organism: Miscanthus lutarioriparius
Lineage: Eukaryota; Viridiplantae; Streptophyta; Magnoliopsida; Poales; Poaceae
Source: the annotation of a GenBank genome assembly